GGAGAAACAGGAAGUAGAGUCAUCAGUAUCGAAAACAAAGCGACACGGAACUUUAAUUUGGCAAAAACAUGAACAUGACGGCCGAGGGAAAAUACUUUGACCGGCCUGACUGAAGACAUGAGACAACCUUUGCUUCUUCUCAGGCUGUCGCUGGCAGUCCUCCUCUCUGCCAAAGUGCUGGCUCAGCAGCCGGUAGAGAUCCAGUUCCAGACAGACCCGGUUCUGGUUCAAACUGGUUCUGAGAUCGUGUUCACGGUGCUGACGGUGUCCCAGGUUUUCUCCAUGAAAUGGCAGUUCCAGGGAGGAGUGACUGUUGGUCAGUGGAGCUCAGGAGCCUCAGCGAUUAACCAGGGAACCCAGUUCGUAGGUCGGGUCACCAUCUCUGCAAACCAGCUCCGAAUCGUAGGCGCACAGCUCCGAGAUGCGGGGGAUUACACGGUGGAGGUGACCCCCUCUGGUACCACAGACUUUAUUGUUAACUCCAAACCGGUACAGCUGAGAGUCUUUGAUGCAGUGGCGGGGGUGAAUCUGAUUGUUCCCGCAGUUGCGAUGGAGGGGAGGAAUGUGUCUCUGCGGUGCACAUGGACUGCUGGGACAGAUAUUACAGUCCAGUGGGGCAAAGGAGGUGCAGCCAUAGUCACCGACGCCAGGAUCACUAUCUCAGGCGGCUUUCUAGUCAUCAACCCAGCCAGACGAAGUGAUGCCGGGGAUUACUCAUGCACCGUCAGCAACCCUGUCAGCGCCCAAACCACCACACAGAGCGUCACUGUCUACUAUGGCCCUGACACCCCUGUGCUGACCAAGAAGAGCGCUAAAGAGUGUGUUGGGGGAGGGGAUGUGUUGGUGGGACAGGAGGUGCGUCUCACUUGCUUGUCUGACUCGCUGCCCCCUGCCCUUUUCUCAUGGCAACGUGACGGACAGACGGUCGCCACCGGACAGCCGGACAGCGGGGUGCUCAACCUUCAGACUUUCUCAACAGAUGAGAGCGGCCGGUACGUGUGCACGGCCAGAAACGGCAUCACCGGGGGCUCGUCGGAGCAGGGGACAGACCUGGCCAUCGUAGCCACGUGUCUAAACGUCGGGGAAGUGGUGGGGAUUGUGAUUGGCUGUUUGCUGCUGCUGCUAAUCCUCGCGCUCGUCAUUGUGCUUAUUGUCUUUCUGGUGCGACGAAGGAGGGCACAGAGACCAAGGGAUUCUGCUGUGCUUGUGCAGAGGGACUACCCAAAUCCCAGGCUGAUACCUCCAGAUCCACAACCUAAUGGUGCAAGGGAUUUGGGCCAAGGUCCCCAACCCCCCCUCUAUCACACACGCCAUCCUGAGCGCGUAUACGCAGCCCCUCGUGAAAUAAGCAACCCACAGACACUGCAGCCGAACGGGCGGCAUAACUCCGACACACACCGACAGAAUGGACGAUCCCACGCAAAUGGACUCCUACAAAAUGCAUCUAAUAAUGCCAAUUCAUACUCUCACAAUGGCAUUGACAACAGGGCUUUUACGCACACUGAUGCUCAAAAUGCAAACACACUCCCGAGCACACAACAGCAAAAUCCUAACAUUCUCAUACAGACUGGCGGUGCCCAGGGCGGCAACCAGCAGCCGGGGGUCCACCUCAGCCUCAACACACUGCCGCAGAGUGCCCAGCAAAACAACAAUGCACAAAUGCCCACCAUACAUGUCAAUCUUAACUCAUACCCAGCCAACAGCCAUCAGCCUCAGCAGGACAGCUCAUUUCCUCUUACCAAUACUGCCAAUAACAACACUUUGCAAACCCAUCAGAACAUAACACACACAGAGCAAUCAAAUCCCAGAAUGCAAAGUGGGCAGCCCUAUCCUAGUGACCCCCGGCUGAAUGGCCACAUAUCAGCAGAUCACCAAGAUCAGCCUAGACUUGUCCCGACUGGAUACACACACUAUAACAGUAAUAACACUCUCCAGCGAAACGCCGACACACAGACGUACCAGCGGGAGCCAGACUCCCCUCGCAGGUCUGAAAGAAACUCUUGGGAUCUCCUGAGAGGCACCCCAGCGUAUCCCAGCGGCAGGCAUCAAAGAGGACCGACAUCUCCUGAGUACACCUCUGACACAGACUAUACCUACCAUCCUCCCAUACCAGAGGCAAGAGCAUCCAGCAGAUCUCAGCCUCGACUCCAGAGCCAAAACACUUCACGGAGCAGAGCUUCACCAAGACGAGAAGCACCGUCAGAGGACCGUCGGACACGGAGCCAUUCUGCUGAUCAUCGAGGCCCAAACACUCGCAGCGUAACACAGCUUGAGGCUGAACACAACACACAGAGAGUGAGACACACACAAAGGCAGAGCGCUCAGCGAGACAUCAGAGAAACGCCUGGUAGCCAGAACGCCCCCAGGCAGGAAGCCACACACAGGAAUAACCCCCAGGCUCUGCCUCUCAUGAGCCAGCAGGCCUCUGUGGGCCGCUCUGCUCUGUCACAAGGUCCCACGACACAACAGGGACCGGCUGCAUCUCGGGGUGCAGAUACAAGAGCGUUGGCUGAUCCUAAUCACCUUCUACAGGCACAGAGAGCAGCACAGAUCCAAACUUCAACACAAGGCCUGGGCAAACAGACACAGCCUGUCAUAAACGGUGCCAAUCAUCCCCGCCAAGGAGGCACUGCUCCACUCCCAAACUCUUCUGCCCAGCAUAAUCCCAGUAACCUAACCCAGGCUGCUCUCACAACCCACACUGAGAGGGCUCAAACAUUUCAGAAUAGGAAACAUCAGACAAUGGCUGCUCUGCUUCACCCCGGAACACAGACACAGGUUCCUGCUGACGGGGCUAAGCAGCCACCAGCGCCUCCUCCUGUGAUGCCCCUCACAGAGUUCCAGACCCUCCCUAAGAAGCACACCCCGCACAGAUCCCCAGUCAGAGGGCCUCAGCCCCCUAGACCUCCUGUCAACAUGCCGAUCGCUCAACGACACCAACAAGUACAACAUCGGCCCACCAACCAUCAUCCCCAACGUGGACACAUGCAUGUUGAUCCUCACCGGCAUGCCGAUGGCCGCGGGCAUCCUGCACACUUCACCCAUCCCGAGCAGCAUCAGACUCACAGGGGGAGACCAAGAUGAUGACAGAUGUCAGCAGACUAUUCUCUACUACUGUCCCGCAUCCACUGGCAAACAAACAGCUGACACACUUGAUCCAACGUACCACCGAGCAAGACUGACUGCACAAGGUUCUCCUCUCAAAAAGGCUGACACACCCGGGUGUCUCUGUCGCUUAGCUUUUUAUAAAGAAAAUCAAAAUGUCUCCCAUGGGUAUUACAAAGUGUAGUAUUUUGGAUUAGAGUACUGCUUUUCUAGAAAUGAAUGUCAAAUUACCAAAAGAAGAAUGCUCGAUUUGCACUUAUUAAAAGAAUGUAUUGAAUAAGCUACCUGAUACUGAAUGUAUUUUUAACCUAAAAUCCUUCCCCAUCAACAACACUGCUCUCCACACAGACGUCAUGUAGUCCCACGUGAAUUGUACUAUUUUGCCUUGUGAAGCAGUGGUCAUGCAUCAAACUUUGCUGCUGAGCCUCCUCCGAGCAGACAGGCUCAGUGAUCCAUAGCUCUUGACCGAGCUCACACCCCCUCAUCCAUUCAUCAUCGAGAGAUCUAAACAACAGCACCUUGACAAAUGCACUUGAGGUGCUUGCAUGCAUAUAUCUGUCUCUAUUCUGAGAAAAUAAUUCACCCCUGGGACGGGUGACAGUUAUGAAAGAAGAAAUUAGCCGUAGGGGCGGCCUUAAUGUAAAUGGCACUAUUUAUUUUGCGCCUUCUGUUUACGGAUGCUUCUUAUGACACUUCUCAAUUAAGGGAUUCGCCUCAGUGGCGCUCGGGCGUAAUGCUCAGCUAACUAUGAAGGGGAUCCCACAAAUGGAUGUGCGCUUAUCAAUUAAAUGCUUUUUAUGUGACUUAAAUGAUUUGGAAAGUAAUCACACCCCGGCCAUGAACAAGGUCAGCACAAAGACUGGAUCUGCCACGCUUUCUGCUGAAGAAGCAACAAUGAACUGUCUGCACUGCACUGGGUCAGGGACAGCACAUUAAAAACAAUGGGAUCUCAUUAUUUUACAGAUGAUGUGUUUAUUGAUUUAUAAUGUUGGUGCUUUAUUUAAACUCGGGUUUGCUUGUAAAAUGUAUUCUUUUGGUUGCACCAAUUGAUAACAAUGCUAUUAUUUCUGUAUAUAUGUUCCUUUCAUACGGAAUUUCAAGUAUGAGGCUGCAAUGAUUGUGUUUAUUAUUGUCAACAAAUCCAUGAAUUGAUCCUACUUACAAGUGAUUGGUCUCUGUGCUUUAGAGCUCCAUUGUUGUCUCAUAAAUACACAUCAAUGAGACACACUACGUGACAUGGUCCAGCAUUACCAUAAACAUGGCUACUGUACUUUAUUGGAGUCAAUAACAUUAACAAUAUCCUGCUGCUGUAAAUUAUCUCACUUAAACACAGCAACACAAAAAUAAAGUCAAUAUGAAGUCAUAGCCUCACACUGUCCUGCAUACGGCAUCCGUUUGCUGUAAAUGAACACAAAAGCAUCAAAUGUGUAUUAAUCCCGAGCUGAAGAUAUCUCCAUAUAUGCACCAGUUACUGCACCAUAGCAUUUGAUGGUAUCUUCAGUGUCCAGAAGUGGCCUUUUUUUGUAAAGAAGGUCAUAUUUGCAUCCUGUUUGUGAAGAUUUAUGUCCUCAAGAGCAACAAAUGUGAUGAGAACAUUGAACAGGGAAAGGAAGUAACACUUGAGAGACAAAAUAAUGCACGGUUGUUUUCCAUCUUUACGUGGGAUUUGUUGACAUUACGAAAGAUUCAUCCUCACAUCGAAAUACAUUAACUUAACAUCCAAAUACACGGCACAUCUGGCGACUACAGCCAAACAUCUGGAGCAUGAGAUUGACUUUACUGCCUUGAAUUAUGAUGCUGUUUUAGGCAAAUGAAUGCUUGUGUAUAGUUUAUACAGAUGUUACAUAUGUAUGUGAGAUGUUUUCUUUUUAUCUUUAUCUCCUCAGGAAGGAUUCGUACAUUGUUUGGGCUUCAGGAAUCCAUUAUGUUCUCAAUAAUAAAAACAUGUUUUACAUAUAA
This is a messenger RNA of Gymnodraco acuticeps, 5064 nucleotides long. RefSeq lists its product as uncharacterized. The transcript is spliced from 9 exons. Lineage: Eukaryota; Metazoa; Chordata; Actinopteri; Perciformes; Bathydraconidae. The record is from RefSeq and is a predicted model, not a curated record. Bases 118 to 3084 code for a protein of 988 amino acids.